AGGGGCGGUAUAAACAGGCAGGCUGCCUGAUUGCGGAUGCCAUUCAGCGGCUAAAUACCCACUACAAAGGGAACCGCAUUGGAAUACUACAGUAGAGAGACCAAGUACUGCUGAAAGAAAAUCAAUUCAAACCUCCUAGACAUGAGAUGAAGAGAACCGGGGAAUUGUGAGGUCGGAUUCAUUUUGUAUUCACUGAAAUUCUCUGUCACCGCUUUACUACUGCCGAGCUCAGUCAUGGAAAAAUUAAAAUACAAAUAAAUAAAAAAAAAUACAAAAAAACCCAAACAUAUUCUAUACUGUAAAUAAUUAGCAUUAAAUGCCAGUAAAUUGUGGACUGACUUUCGGAAGGCUUGGUAAGCUUGUAGGCCUUUUUGAGUCCUGACGUUUUCCUGAUGUCACUCUUUCUGACAGAGGACAGCAGUUCAUAGGAAGAACCGAUUCACCACGACCCGCGUCCCGCAGCUGGACCUGCAGUGAAACAGCGACGUCUGGUGGGACAAAUUAACCAUGACAGGAGUGUGUGGGUGCUGUGGGGCCCUAAGACCCCGAUACAAGAGACUAGUGGACAACAUCUUCCCUGAGGACCCCGAGGAUGGUCUUGUUAAAGCCAACAUGGAGAAGCUGACCUUUUAUGCUCUGUCUGCUCCAGAGAAACUGGACCGCAUAGGAGCCUACCUCUCCGAAAGACUGUCCCGGGAUGUAGCAAGACAUAGAUAUGGGUAUGUCUGCAUCGCUAUGGAAGCUCUGGACCAGCUGUUAAUGGCAUGCCACUGCCAGAGUAUCAACCUGUUUGUAGAGAGCUUUCUGAAGAUGGUGCGUAAGCUGCUGGAAGCUGAUAAACCAAACCUGCAGAUCCUGGGCACCAACUCGUUUGUGAAGUUUGCCAAUAUUGAAGAGGACACACCCUCCUACCACCGGAGCUAUGAUUUCUUUGUAUCCCGAUUCAGUGAGAUGUGCCACUCUAGUUACGAGGACCCUGACAUCCGCACAAAGAUCCGGAUGGCUGGGAUCAAAGGCCUGCAGGGUGUAGUGCGGAAGACUGUCAAUGACGAGCUGCAGGCCAACAUCUGGGACCCUCAACACAUGGACAAGAUCGUUCCAUCACUGCUCUUCAACCUGCAGCAGGGAGAGGGGACUGACAGCCGCUCCCCUUCUCCCCUGCAGUCCUCAGAGAAGGAGAAGGAGAGCCCAGCUGAGCUGACGGAGAGGUGUUUCCGGGAGCUGUUGGGCCGUGCAGCCUACGGGAACAUCAAGAACGCCGUCAAACCUGUCCUCAUGCACUUGGAUAAUCACUCACUGUGGGAGGGCAAAGUUUUUGCUGUCCGCUGCUUUAAAAUCAUCAUGUAUUCCAUACAGUCCCAGCAUUCCCACUUGGUCAUUCAGCAGCUCCUGGGACACCUUGAUGCAAACAGCAAGAAUGCUGCCACAGUACGUGCUGGGAUAGUGGAGGUACUGUCUGAGGCAGCUGUUAUUGCAGCCAGUGGCUCUGUAGGCCCCACUGUGCUGGAGGUGUUCAACACUUUGCUCAGACAGCUCAGGCUGAGUAUAGACUACGAGCUCACUGGCUCCUAUGACUCCUGCAUUAAUAUCGGCUCCAAGAUUAUCAAGGAACACGAAGAGCGCCAGUUCCAGGAGGCUGUCAUCAAAACCAUCGGGUCUUUUGCCAACACUCUUCCCACCUACCAGAGGUCUGAGGUGAUGCUGUUUAUCAUGGGGAAGAUUCCUCUGCCUGAGGUCCAUCCCGCUCUGGGUUCUGCCAAAUCAGGGUUCGAGGGGAGCAGGAUGAUCCAGAUGAUGCUGCUCAAGUCCCUGCUGCAGGUGACCACAGGGUUCCAGACCACCAACAUGCUCACAGCACUGCCUAGCUCUUUCCUCGACCCCCUGCUCUCAAUCACACUCAUGGAGGAUGCAGAAAUACGCCUUCUGGUACUGGAGAUUCUGGUCAGCCUCAUUGAUCGCCAUGACAACCGGACCAAGUUCCCAACCAUCAACAUUAUCUCUGAUAUAUCUGUGCUCAAGUUAAAGGUAGACAAGUGCUCCAGACAAGACAACCUCUUCAUGAAAAAGCAUUCCCAGCAGCUGUACCGGCACAUCUUCCUGGCUUGUAAAGAAGAAAAUAGCCAGUGGCCACACUUCGAGGCUCUCUAUGCCCUGCUGGCAGUCAUCAGCAUGGAGCUCGCCAAUGAGGAGGUGGUGGUGGAUCUGAUCAGACUGGCCCUGGCAUUACAGGAGCUGGCCCUGAUGAAUGACGAGGGCCUGCCAGUGUUUAACCGCUGUGCUGUUCACGCUCUCUCUGCCGCCUACCUGAACCUGAUCAGCCAGCUAACCACUGUUCCUGCCUUCUGCCAGCACAUCCACGAGGUUAUUGAGAUGCGUCAGAAGGAAGUCCCCUAUUUGUUGCCAGAGGAUGUGUUCAUAGAGAAACACAGUGUUCCCAAGACUCUGGAGAAGCUUGAGGGAGAAGUGUUGUUUCUGCAAAGCAAAAUCAGUGAGGUGCUUGGAGGCAGUGGCUACAAUGCAGACAGGCUGGCUACCCCAUACAUACCCCAGCUUACAGAAGAGGACCGUCUGUCAAAGAGAAAGAGUAUCGGAGAGACCAUCUCCCUGCAAGUUGAGGUGGAGUCCAGGAACAGUCCUGAGAAGGAGGAGAGAACUCCAGCUGAGGAGAUUACAUUUGAAACACUGAAGAAAGCUAUUGUAGACAGUGUGGGGAUGGAGGAGCAGGAGAGAGAGCGCCGACGACAGGUUGUCGAGAAGUUCCAAAAGGCUCCCUUUGAGGAGAUAGCUGCCCACUGUGGUGCCAGGGCGACUUUACUGCAAAGCAAGCUGAAUCAAAUCUUUGAGAUAACCAUAAGGCCUCCUCCCAGUCCAUCAGGCACCAUCACUGCAGGGUAUGGGCAGACCCAGAGCCGCUCUGUCCCCGUCUAUGAGAUGAAGUUCCCCGACCUCUGUGUCUACUAGCAGCCCUGCAUGACGGGACAGGAUGGACCCUCCCACAGCAAUGUGACAACAUGACACAAUCUGAGACAAAGUUAGGGAGGUGUGGGGAGGGGGUGCAGCGAUUUUAUCUUAUGAACAUCUGUCCAAACACUGUUCUAGUUAUUUUGUCUGUUGUUGUUUACCUGACAUGUUUAAAAGAAAGAUGCCUUUUCCAUUAAAUGCUCCAUAAUUCAGUUUUGGGGGAUAGUACCCACUUGUAUCCAAAUUUAACCAUCGCUGCAGCUCCUCUCAGAAGAAAGAGAAGUCCCAGCUCUGCAGUUAAUUCAAAGACUCGGUGAAGUAACUUGUGACAGUGCCAUUCGACUGCAUGUGAUAAUGCCACUAUCCUAAACACUGUGCCCUGGAACCAACAGGAACUCAUUCUGCUUAUAGCAAAACAAAGAACUUUACGGAAAGCACUACAUUAUGUUAAUUCUCGUUUGGGUGGAUAAAGUAUAAAGAUGUGAAUACAAUACAUAGAAUUUGAGAAAUGGCUUCAGAUUUUAGAACCGGGAGUGUGUAGAUGGGUAACUUCGGGCAAUCUGCACACAUUCACAAACAGUGGCAGUUGUUUCACGGUGCUUGGCAAUAAUCGGUUUGAUACUAGCUAUGUAAUUGUGUUUUAAUAUUCUUAUUUAUGGUUUCCAGAACCAUAAUUCACUAUUUUCUUUCUUACUUGGGUGACUAUUUUAACUCUGUUGGCUUGAGAUUAGUUUAGGUAUAUAAGAUGUCUGUCUUUAUGUACAUAAGUACAGUAUGUCAUGCUUAUAUUUGUGUAUUUACUGUGUAUAGCUAUUGGCUCUGACAUACAGAAUGUCCACUCCCUCUCAACAGCUAAGAAACAGCCACAUUUCUAAUGGCAGAGUAAAUCUGUCCUUUAAAACAAAAUGUUGUAAUUCAUUGUCACAUUGUACAGCCACACAUACUUAAGGUCUGCAGUCCUGUAGGACAGUGCUUUUGGGCAAUAAGUUGUACCUUUGUAAUUAGGUAAACGCUUAUCAUCUGCUCUGUGAUAGUCUUUUAAGAGAAUGUGCCAUGCUAUGGCAACAGAUAGAUGCCAAAACACUUGGUUCAGCUCACACUUAAGGAUAGAUUAAAUAUACUUUGAGUAAUAUUUUAGGGUUCAUACCCUAGUUAAAUGCAAGUAAGUAAUAAUGCAAAUAAUGCUUCUUUCCUGAUACAGAUUUAUUGGUAGUUUUUAAGAGCUAGAAGGGACUGUAAGAAAGCCAUUUUGCAUAAAGAUGUUGGCGUGGUUGUGAGUAAGCAUGUUUACAUCUGUUCAAGAGCAUGUAUUUGUGUGCCGGUGUGUUCCUGCCAAGUGGGCAUGGAAGUGUACAUAUGAAUUGUGUGCAUUGGGUAUGCAAGUGAGUGCAUGUCUGGGUAUUAUAACCUCUGACGAUCCUCAUUUAUUUUAGGUUUUAAUUUGUGCAAGAGACAAUAGAAAACCUUUAAUGCAAAACACUUGACUGUGAGAGUUCUCUUCAGUUUUUAUAGUCUUUAACAUUACCGAGCAUCACUUUUGGAAAACUUGAUUGUUCUUCUGAACCACUUAAAGAAGCAACCUCAGAAUGCUUUAGAAUCGUACUUUAAUUUAAGCAACAGGCUGUGUGAGAUUGUGGAUAUUUGUGAGUCUGCAGUAUACACUGUAAGCAAGUGCUUCUGUGUCUUGUUCUUGUAUAUGUUUCUGAUUUUAUGUUUUUGUAUUUGUAGCUGUAAGUGUGUGUGUUUUUCAACUGCGGAUAAAGGUUAUUGAAGACACCUUCAUCCUCCUAGUUACAACAUAGAAGGUCAUACUCAUUAAGGACCAUCACGUCAGUAAAUUCACAGAACUGCACUUGUAUGCUAGUGCUAUUAAUAAGAAAAUGGAGAGAGACAGAUGGCAGUACAGGAGGAUAGAGUAUGGGUUAUGGGUGGAAUCUCUCUGCUUUUAGCUGCUGAUAAUGUUACAGUUCAGUAUUUUAAGUACCUCUUUUACUUUCAUUGUAUUCAGUGUUUAGAGUUUAGAAUGUUAUGAAUGUAACGUAACAAUGUAAGCUAAAGCUGUCUCCCCAUUGCCGACUGAAUAUUAAGCCCUAAAAAUAUUAUUAUUAUUAUUUUAAUUUUUUUAUGACUAAUAUUUAAGCCAUUUAACAUUAUUUGUAUUUUAUUUGGGGCAGGGUGGUGUGGGGCGGGCGGGGGGGUUGAUACAUCGUUCACAUGUAGAUUUUAACAUUUGCGUACAUUUUAAAAAAAUAAAGAUAUUUUGAAACUUUUGAAAUGUUAACAACGAGGUGAUUUUCUUGCACUGGGGGGCAGUGAGAUAGCUGUGCCACUGGCUGUCUUCAUGGGCUAUGUUCCCAUGGAUGCAAUGUUACUGAUACUGACACUGAAAUAGAUGUGAAAAUGUUUCACAGAACUGUACUGUACAACUAGCAUUAAGCCUGCACACCAAGUUUAGCAUGUGCAUGAACAGAUUGUCACUGAAUCACAAUGGCACUCUGGCAUGUAUAGAACUAGGCCUGAUUGCAAGUCAUUGUUUUCAUAGUACUCUACUACUGAAACAUAAUGGCAAAUGGGUACAUAUAAAAACCAGGGGUCAGCAUUUCUAAGGGUAUACAAAUCUGAACUAUCCUAUUGUUAUGGUUAAAUAUACAUUUUCUUAGUUAUAUAUUUGCUAAUUGUUUUGCCUGCCCUAUAAUAGAAGUUCCGAGAGACCAUCUCAAACAUGCAACAAAGUCACGCUCCCUUAACUUACCACAGUAUACUGUAACCAGUUUUGUUGCAUUCCCUACCCAACACCUCUCCCCAUCUUUGCCCUUUCAGCUACUCCUUGGUCUAAAUGAUGUUUCUAAACAAAAGGAGCAUUCUCUUUGAUUACAUUGUUAAAGAAUACAUUAAAUAGGUUUGAGGGAAAAGUUAAUGUUGGGUUUUAACUACUGAAAUACAGUACAGUGCACUCCAUUUAUAAGAAUUACUGAUAUAAGAAUCAACUACAUAUAGUGAUCAAAACCACUGGGACAAAAUCAUUCCUAUACUAACCAUGCUAAAAUACUCUGCUUGUAAGAAUGAAGCAAUCCGCUUAUAAGAAUAAUUUCAGGGCAAACUGACUGCAUGUAAUACGAUACUGUAUCAAGUGCAAUGACGUGUACAGCCAAUAAAGCUGUUUUUGAAUUUGAUCACAUCUCGCAUGAUUAGGCACGGAUACAGCGUGUGCAGUAUAAUCCCUGGUCCGCAGUGACUCCUAGUAGAAAAAAAGCAAGUCGUGCAGUUUAUGUGUGUCGACAUGGCAGGAAAAAGAAAGACGAGCGACUGCAUUGUACAGGUAUUUUGUGUGUUCUCUGUUAGUGAAAAUGUAUUUUAUUAAAGUGAAUACACAUUCAUUGAAUACAUACUGAGUACAGCAGUGUUAUAGUGUGAUAUGCAUGUAGAGGAAGGGGGAUUGCAGAGCUUUGCAUCUCUGCUUGGUUUAAAACUGUGAGAUUUGCAUCACUACUGAAAAUAAGUAAGCCACAGAUGCUGUAAUGCAGUGGUAGUCCUGAUAGUAAAAUACUGUGCUGUAAUGUCAUUUUAAUUCAAAAGGCCAUUACAUGUAACACCAUACAGCAGUUAAACUAGGCACCCUCACGAGACGAUCGCUUCUCAAGUAUACUGUAGUAAAAUAGGAUUCUGCAGCCUUGAGUAAACAUGAUCAUGAUCAUGUAACAAGUUGCUUACACACUGCUUACACACUCCUCAGUGACUGAGCACCAUUGACAUUUGUAUACUGUAUUUAAACUGCUGAUGUGCGGAGGCACGCUUUUGCUAAUUGUAAUCCUAUCGGUCUGCUUUUAAGAAUCAACCACUUAUAAGAAUCAAAUCAACCGGGACAGAUGUGAUUCUUAUAAAAGGAGUGCACUGUAAUAGGAUUUGCUUAUACACUUACCAUGCUGGUCAGCCAUCUGUGUUUCAGAAAAUAUUUGCUCAUGGAGACCAGCAUUAAUACCAGCAUUGUGAAGGUGUGAUGCUGCGUCUACCUAAAAUGGUGCCUAUGAAAACAUUGCCUCAGUGACUCAGUUUCAGGCCUAGGGCUGUACUAGGGAUGGGCACGUGUAAUUGUUUAGAAACAUUACUAAUCGUAUAAUCUAUCUUGUAUUGCAACAAAUAUAAAUGGUAUGAAUAGACCCAUUAACCACACUAAGCCUGCCGCUUGACAGUUAAAAAACAGGCAAUCUUAAGUGCAGGGUGAUACCAAUACUGUAACUAUGGGUAACGGUGGUGGUUGAAAUGCACCAUUGCCCGUAUUAAAAACUACAUUUAAUUGUUCAAUUUAAUUAAUACAAAAGAAGUAUUUUACAAAAAAAAUAGAUAAUAUACAAUGCUAUAUUAUCUGCGGUCAUGGUAUAAUUAUUUAUACUUCAACUGCUGUGGUUAAUAUUAAUAAGUAAGGCUGAGAUGUUGCAUCGAUUUGUGUAUCGAUAGUCAAGCCUGUGAUUCGUUUUUGUGUAAAGGGUUUAAGCAAAGGAAAGCUUUUAUUUUUUAUUACAUUUGGAAUCGGUUAUUAUUUUUUGCAUUAAGCGUGGAGCUUCUCUGCUCCCCUCAGGUCUGACUCACUGAAUCUGCAUGUGAUUGAGCUCACCUUCUCCCCCUGCCCUAUCCCCCUGUUACUGAUGAUAUUGGAUCUGUGCAGGAGACUUCAAAGUAACAGAGCAAGUUAAGAGCGUUGUGCUAGGAUUACAAAUACUGUGUCGACUGAGCUACAAUGCCUUCCAAUGUUUGGCAAUUAUUUUCUAAAGAAAGUAAAGCAGAUAAAGUAAUGCUUGGACAACUAAUUUGUGUGACCAUUUAAUGACAUGGCACCCUACAAAACUUCAAAGAAAAUCCCCCCCCCCCCCCCCCCCCCCCAAGUAAAAAUGAAGAAAAACAACCAAGGUCGUUCCAAAAGCUGUAUCUUUGGUCAGAAGUAUUAAGCAUCCCGGCAACGUCAGCCCCUAGUGAGCAGGUAUUCAGUAAUGCUGGGCAGAUUGUAAGCAAGUGCCAGUCAUUGCUAAAUUAAAACAGAAUGUGGACACUAUCAUGUCCCUUAACACAAUUCAAAUAUAGGCCAUGGACAACACUCUUGUUACUAAACUGCUGUUGACAGUGAUAACUUUUUUAAUUUUUUUUUUUCUCUCUCUUGAUUACUCUGAUGCAUUUAAACAACUUUUUUUUUUCUUUGACCCCCAACUGGUACAAAUCAACAUAAACAAGAUAAAAAAACGAUAAUUAAAAUAAUGUUAUAUAUUUUUUUGUGAGUAUAUGCAUAAACUGAUGUAAUCAAUGUAAUAUGCAUAAUAGUUUUUAAAGUGUUACUAGCAAUAUUACACAGUAAUCCACAGCUCCACAUGUAUUACUUCGUUUUUUUGUUUUUACCCUUCAUAAUGUCGAUUAAUAGAUGCAGCAGCUUUUUUGGAGAGCGAUAUAUCGAUAGUGAAAAAUUAGGCAUCGCCCCAACCUUAUUAAUAAGCAAGCCAAUACCAAACAGAACAUGAAGAGAUCCAAUAAACUGUUCAAAAAUUAUUACAUAUCACUGAUAAGUCUUGAACAAUGGUAAACAAAUUGCAUUUUAUUAAAGGUUAACAUCCAUUGGUUUUUUAUUGUACAAAAACAAACAGUUAUUGCAAAUCUACUCAAGCAGAAUAUACUAGUCAGCUAGUUUAACAUUACAGUAUAGUUGCACAAUAAUUUAGGCUACUGAUUUUCCAUUCUGGGGAAUAGCAAGUUCUGUUGUAUUUAUAAUUAAUCAUUGCAUUUGAACAUAAAUAUAAUGUUGAUAGUUAAAAUAAGUAAAUUAAAAAAUAUUACCACAAUGCUUUAUUUUAUUUUAUUAAAGCCAAGAGUUGCAAUCAGACUCUUGUUAGUGUAAUAGUAAGUAAAGCACCUAAAGACACUUCAGACAUGUUGUAAUAUUUAUAAAUAAAAUUUGACUCAUUGCUGGCAUUGAAAUAAGCAGGAAAACUUAAUUAUAUUGCAACAGUUCAAAAAACAAAUGUCCAGCACUGUUGUGAGAGUUUAGUCUACAAAUUAAGGUGUUUUAAAAAGACCUGUUUAGCUUAUUGCUGGCAUUACAAUAACAAUAAACCAAUAUUAAACAGUCCAGCAAUGUCACGUGAGAGUAUCCUAUUUACAGUACUCAACAAAUGUAGUCUAGCGUUUUACUGGCAUUACAAUAACCAGGAUAAUAUAUUAAACACUUAGAUAAAAAAAGGCGUGUUGACAUAGAACAUAAGAAUAUAAGAAAGUUUACAAACGAGAGGAGGCCAUUCGGCCCAUCUUGCUCGUUUGGUUGUUUGUAGCUUAUUGAUCCCAGAAUCUCAUCAAGCAGCUUCUUGAAGGAUCCCAGGUUGUCAGCUUCAACAACAUUUCAUGGGAGUUGGUUCCAGACCCUCACAAUUCUCUGUGUAAAAAAGUGCCUCCUAUUUUCUGUUCUGAAUGCCUCUUUAUCUAACCUCCACUUGUGACCCCUGGUCCUUGUUUCUUUUUUCAGGUCGAAAAAGUCCCUUGGGUCGACAUUGUCAAUACCUUUUAGAAUUUUGAAUGCUUGAAUCAGAUCGUCGCAUAGUCUUCUUUGUUCAAGGCUGAAUAGAUUAAAUUAUCUAAGCCUGUCUGCAUAGGACAUGCAUUUUAAACCCGGAACUCUUCUUUGCACUCUUUCUCGAGCAGCAAUAUCCUUUUUGUAGCGAGAUGACCAGAACUGAACACAAUAUUCUAGGUGAGGUCUUACUAAUGCAUUGUAGAGUUUUAACAUUACUUCCCUUGAUUUAAAUUCAACACUUCUCACUAUAUAUCCGAGCAUUUUGUUGGCUUUUCUUAAAGCUUCCCCACAUUGUCUAGAUGAAGACAUUUCUGAGUCAACAUAAACAUAAGGUCUUUUUCAUAGAUUCCUCCUUCAAUUUCAGUAUCUCCCAUAUGAUAUUUAUAAUGCACAUUUUUAUUGCCUGCAUGCAAUACUUUACAGUUUUCUCUAUUAAAUGUCAUUUGCCAUGUGUCUGCCCAGUUCUGAAUGCUGUCUAGAUCAUUUUGAAUGACCUUUGCUGCUGCAACGGUGUUUGCCACUCCUCCUAUUUUUGUGUCGUCUGCAAAUCUAACAAGUUUGCUUACUAUACCAUAAUCUAAAUCAUUAAUGUAGAUUAGGAAUAGCAGAGGACCUAAUACUGAUCCCUGUUGUACUCCAUUGGUUACCUCGCUCCAUUUUGAGGUUUCUCCUCUAAUCAGUACUUUCUGUUUUCUACAUGUUAACCACUCCCUAAUCCAUGUGCAUGCAUUUCCUUGAAUCCCUACUGCGUUCAGUUUGAGAAUUAAUCUUUUAUGCAGGACUUUCUCAAAAGCUUUCUGGCUUACAGUUAUCCAUUGUCUAUGUUGUAUCCUCAAAAAAGUCAAGUAGGUUAGUUAGACACAAUCUCUAGACAGAAUUAAUGUCUUUAUGAAACAAAAUGGUGUGUAGUGUUGUGACUACAUCCUUUACACAGUAAAGCGAUCAGUUUUCUUUAAGGAAUGUAUACCGGUAGCUAUAGCUUUCAGCUAAUUUCUUCAUCAUCACGUAAUAUUAUUUAAUUAAGAAACGGUCAUGGUUUAACUUUGCUAAUUAUAGCUUUAUUAAAUGCAGGUAGAGUGGAAAGAAAGAAAUUAAACAAUAAUUAAAUACUUAAUUCAUGUAGUUUACUUACUUCAAGAAAGCACCGGCUUGUGUGCAGUACCUUAGCUGUAAGUUCAACAGAAGAAUGCAGUGCUUUGCAUUUGUUGCCAUCUUUUUUGCUUUCUUGGCGGAAACCGUGCAUGCUUGGGAUUGGUGGCUGUUGCACCCGGGGGCGUGGCCUGGAUGCAGGGAUAAGUAACGGGCUGCUGAGACAAACAAGCUGUUGCUGGAAUAAGAAGAACAUAGAUAAAGAUUGGAGAGAAGCGGGACUAAAAAACAGCCAGACGACCAGAGACUGCACUUAGUUGGCUGUAGCACAAGGACUUUCUUUUAUUUAAUUUUAUUAUUUUGUCACAGUCUGAGUAACACUACGCUGCUGAGCUGUAGUUGUACUACUGGCUGGGAAAGCAGCACGCUUUACCUGUCAAGUGUAGAGUCCCUGCUUAAUGAACUGCUGCAUUCUAGAAUUUUCAAAACCUGUGUGAACCGCUUUCAUUUCCACGCAACACUACAUUGGUGUACAGAAGUGGGAUUAUGGACCGGACACUGCAGGAAAUGGUGAUGAGGAUCUGGGCGGGGAUGGAGAUGACACCGUCCCAGAAAGGGUUGAAAGGCCAGGAUGGAGUGAUCUCCGGGAGCUGGCUGUGAUGAGAGGGAUGCGGCUGUAGUGGGAGCCGGGUGCCGCGGAGAGUGAGCAGACAUGGACAGUCAGCACCGAGGGACGAGAGGAACACUCGAGCUGGGACAGCCUGAGAGGCCAAGGGAAAGUGACCUCGGGAUUGCUGAGAGACCAGGUUGCCAAAGUGCGGUCGAACGAGAAGCAGCCACGGGGGAAACAGGACCCAGGGGGAGGCGAACAGCAAAGGCAGCUGGUAUGGAGCGACUGGGGACGGAGGAGUGACCGCACCUGAGUGGAGGUGAAGUGGUGGCGCCUGCAAAGAGCGGCGGGACAAGAGAGAGUCCUCCUGGGGUACCGCUGGCAAGUCGAGGGACUUGUGGGCCGACGGCUGUGGGAAAAAUGGGCAGGAGCGGAGGAGGGAUCCAUGUAAAGCCGCCCAAAUUCAAUGGCAAGAAUGACUGGGAGGCUUUCCAGUUGCGCAGUUGGGGGGCUGGGCUGAGGGGGAGAAAGCCUUCCAGUUGGCGGCGGGCUUGACAGAGGAGGCCUUGCCAUGUCUAUUUACCCUGGCACUGGGGCAGAGGCUGGACUAUGGGGCAUUGACUACAUUACCUACAGCCCGGGCUGCUCCACAACGAACUCCGGAGUCGAAGCAGGAAGCCGGGGGAGCCACUGAGGGCACUAGCAGCAUCGCACUGCAUAGCGCCACUGCUACAGCCACUGUCAGCUAGGGGAACAUGACAAUAAUGCAGGGGGAGUGGGGCUCCACUCCCUCCAGAAGUAGCUGACAGCGCCACAGUUCCAACAGGGCUUACAGUUGUUGUGGAGAAGACCUCUUUGGGGGACUUUGGCCACAUUGCCGUCCGAGUGGAGGGGGUUCCGUACACAGGUCGCCCGUGUGUUCGCAGAGAUGUGCCGAUGGCUGGGCAUCUGCAAGACACAGACGACCUCCUUCACACUUCAGCCCUGUCCCUGCCCUGCCUGACAGCCCCCCUCCACCUGGACUCAACAGACCACCACCUGCUCGACAGACCAAACCGAUGCCAACGCAGACCCCCACGUCGUUUUUGGGACUUAGUUGGUCCCCUCAGGAACGAGGGACUUUAAGGCCCUGGGUUUGCUAUAACCACGUUCAUGUUCUGUGACCAGGGUCAAAGGUUCAAUCGCCACCAAUCAGAGGAUCGGCUUGCCGUGUGACUGGGACCCAGUUGCAACAUUGUUGUCACAAAUCAGGGGACAAGAUGUUGCAACAAUCAAGGGAUCGAGAGUGGGAAACUGCAUGCUUGGGAUUGGUGGCUGGUGCACGGGGGGCAUGUCCUGGACGCGGGGAUAAGUAGCAGGCUUCUGAGACAAACAGGCUGCUGCUGGAGUAAGAAGAACAUAGAGAAAGAUUGGAGAGAAUCAGCCAAGGAAGCGGGACUAAAAAACAGUCAAAGAAGACCAGUGACUGCACGUAGAUUCCUGUAGCACACGGCCAAAACAAUGUGCUUUGGAUUUUCUUUUCUUUUCUUGUAUUAUUUUGUCACAAGUAGCACUACGCUGCUCAGCUGUAGUUGUACCACUGGCUGAUAAAGCAGCACGUUUUACCUGUGUAGAAAUUUGCCAUGUCACCAUGAGCUACAUUGCCUAUAGACAGUCUACACCCCCUUUCAAAAUUUUCACAUUUUGUUCCCUUGUAGCCUGGAAUUAAAAAUGCAUUAAAAUAGUUUGUUUUUUCAUUUAUCUUCACAUCCUACCCCACAACUUCCAAGUGAAAAAAAUAUUCUAGAAAUUUGUAGAAAAUUAAUUAACCGUUUGCGGUCCUAUGUCGGACCUGGUCCGACAUCGCAAUUUUCCCUUUCCGGUCCAAUGUCAUCGACAUCAUCAAAAAGACGUAAAAAACAGGUCUCUAUUCGUGUUUUUCUUUAGAAAAAGCUGAGAAAACCAUUCAAUGGCCUAGUGAGACCGAUAGGAGCCGAGAGAAGCCGAAAAAAAGGGGCAUAUCUCAUGAAUACAGAUAGCCCCGACACCACAUAGAUAACACGGACAUGAACAAACAAGAUAGCUGCUUCUGCAUCCAGCGCUGAAAGAAUAUCACAGACAUUUGCAGAGCUUUUUUUAGAUGUUAUAGUAAUAAAAUAAUGACUUGGAUCACAUUAUUGAGGAGUUUGGUGAUAAAACAAGUGAUCAGGAGAUGAUUUAUCGGUAUGCACUACUAUGAAGAGGUAUGUGAAAAAAUAAAGUGAACAAGGGGUGGGGCAGGGCUGGAGAUGCAGUAUUGAGUGUCCUGUUGAUAUGCAGUGCCUUUUAAACCUGUUUUACUGUGAAAAAAAUACUUUUAAACAGCGCGUCUAAAAUAAACUGGACCUGACACGCUGAAUAAAUGGACCACUAAGUGUCCACCCCCCUUGUAAUAGCAAUCCUAAAUUAGCUCAGGUGUAACCAAUCGCCUUCAAAAUCACACACGAAGUUAAGUAGCCUCCAUCUGUGUUAAAUUGUAGUGAUUCACAUGAUUUCAGGAUAAAUUCAGCAGUUCCUGUAGGUUCCCUCUGCUGGGUAGUGCAUUUCAAAGCAAAGACUCAACAAUGAGCACCAAGGCACUUUCAAAAGAUCUCCAGGACAAAGUUGUUUAAAGGCACAGAUCAGGGGAUGGGUAUAUAAAAAUAUCAAAGGCCUUGAAUAUCCCUUGGAGCACGGUCAAGACGAUUAUUAAGAAGUGGAAGGUGUAUGGCCCCACCAAGACCCUGCCUAGAUCAGGCCGUCUCUCCAAACUGGAUGACCGAGCAAGAAGGAUACUGAUCAGAGAGGCUACCAAGAGGCCAAUGGCAACUUUGCAAGAGUUACAGGCUUUUAUGGCCAAGACUGGUCAAAGUGUGCAUGUGACAACAAUAUCCCAAGCACUCCACAAAUCUGGCCUGUAUAGUAGGGUGGCAAAAAGGAAGCCAUUACUCAAGAAAGCCCACCUUGAAUCACGUUUGAAGUAUGCAAAAAAAAACACUCAGGAGAUUCUUUAGCCAUGUGGCAAAAUGUUUUGUGGUCUGACGAAACUAAAAUGGAGCUUUUUGGCCUAAAUGCAAAGCAUUAUGUUUCGCGCAAACCCAACACAGCGCAUCACCCAAAGAACACCAUGGGGCACUUGUCAGGAUAGAAGGGAAAAUGCAUGGAGCAAAGUACAGAGAAGCUGAAACUGGGACGGAAGUUCACCUUUCAGCAUGACAACGACCCAAAGCACACAGCCAAAGCUACACUGGAGUGGCUAAGGAACAAAAAGGUAAAUGUCCUUGAAUGACCCAGUCAGAGCCCCGAUCUAAAUCCAAUCGAAAAUUUGUGGCAUGACUUGAAGAUUGCUGUCCAUAAACGCUCCUCAAGGAACUUGACAGAGCUGAACAGUUUUGUAAAGAAUGGUCAAAUAUUGCCAAAUCUAGGUGUGCAAAGUUGGUAGAGACCUAUCCCAACAGACUCACAGCUGUAAUUGCUGCCAAAGGUGCUUCCACCAAGUAUUAACUCAGGAGGGUGGAGACUUAUCCAAUUAUGUUUUGUAUUUUUAAUGUAUCAUUUUUUUCUCAAUAAAAACUUUUUCCCCCUUAACAGUGUAUGGUGGAGUAUGGUGUGUAGAUAAGUGGAAAAAAAUCCUCAUUUAAAUGCAUGAAACUCUGAGGCACUGACACAACAAAAUGUGAAAAAAGUUCAAGGGGGUGUAGACUUUCUAUAGGCACUGUAUAUACCGUAUUUAAUAUGAUAUGUUACUUGAUGUAAACAUUUAUUUAUAUUUUGUAGUUGUCCAAUGAAGACAUCAUUUAUUGAUCUAUUAUAAUCUGUAAGUUAUUAUGUUGCUUUUAAUUGCUGUUUGGAAAUUAUGCAUACGUUGGGAUUUGCCCUUACUAAUGUGUGUAUUAAUAGUACUUUUUUACGUAUUACUUAAAUUUUGGUAGUGUAUGUAGGCAUUAUUUUUAGCCAGUGGCAUGUUGAUGUAAAACAUAACAGUGUAAUCGUUUAGUAAAUUAUGUGUAUUCAAUUAUCAACAGGGAAAUGCCCAUCCCUACACUGCUCCCAAUCUAAGAUUGUGACUUGCUGUGUAGCUUGUCUGUCUGUCUGCCUUGUGGGUUGUUUUUUUCACUUUCUACAUUAUUGAACCAGAAAUUGUACUGCGACCUAUGUAAAAAAUAAUUGCAGUUCAAUUGCAUGAAAGUGCAGUCUAAAGGACUUUUCUCAUUGUGAAAGAAAGUUGUUGUCCCGCUUCAAAAGAGCUUUUCAAAAAGAGUAGAGCUUUAUACCUCAACAAUAACAACACAGGGAGGUUUAAGCUGUAUACUCUAAUGAUGCAAUUAAUAGAAUAAACUCAUUGGCAAUUGUCACUCAAAAAUAAUGUGACAAAAAGUUAAUAAAACAAUAUAUUUUUAAUUUACAGCUAUAUCUUUAAUUUGGUACAAAUUUUGACUUUAACUCAUGAAAUAAUCUUGAUCAGAGUCUUUCUCACUCCAAUUGACACACGACCAAAUGCAGUUUAUAAGUCACCCAAUGAAAAGAUAACUACAACCAUAGUCGUUUUUUGUAUAAUUCCAUUUUCCAAUGUUAUUUUGUCCUGCAUCAAAUGAAUAAAAAGUACUGUAGCUAAUUAUUUUGUUAGAAACUCUGCUGCUGUACCCUUUUGCAGAUUGUACCAAUGGAAUGCACUUUCACUGUAGUACAUUUAAAUGCAGUCAUUUUCUAUGUGGUGAGCUAAUCUUGUCUUGUUUGCUUUAAUAGGAUCAGUGACAGCUCUUGAGUUUAUUUUGUGUUUUGUUUUCUUCUCAGUUUUGAUCUCUAUGCUUCUUAAACAGCAGUGGUGAGGGUCAGUACAGUUAGCACUGCUUCUGGGGAGUUCCUGUGGCAGAGUCACAAAGGUGCCUGGACACAGGAACACCCCAGAAUCGGAUUCUGCACAGGAUUAUGCCUGUUUUUUGUUUUUUUUUAUAUAAUAACAAAUGUUUAGUUACUAAAAGAAAUCCUCCAGAGCCCAACUUUCUACCAUGGUCAGUUACCUUACCACCCAUUUCACUAAAUAUAUGUGUGUAGUAUAAUGUAAUUUGCUCCAAUUUGUAUUUUUAGACAGGUAGACCCUGUGCCAUGUUCCAAGGUGGAAUGGUCAAAUACUAACAAAAUGUGAAAUGCUAUAACUUAUGAUACAUCAUUGCUGUAUAAUAUAUAUGUUCCUGCAGACCACAACUUGCCAUUUUUGUUCAAUAUUGGUCAUGGUGGGUCCCUUAUUAGUAUGUCAUGGAUUAUUAUAAAUGUUCUUUGUAUUUAAUGUCUGUUCGCUAAGGUAAUAGCCUAGGUAUUUUAUUUUGCUUAAACUAUGUAGUUAAUUCCACAACAGACAAAAAGAUUUGGGCUAAUGCCUUUGUUGGUGUUCUGAUUUAUUUAUCAACACUGAUAAAUGCAUUUGCCAGAACGUUUCUAUACUUGAUUUUGUUGACCACCGUGUUUAUGGAUGCCCCCUAGUUCAACACUUUGUCUGGAAAACUUUUUGUACAAAGUUUUUGUACAAACUGAACCGAAAUGGUUGAAAAUUCCAUAAUAAAAUAAAAUUCAGCAAAUGCUUCGAAUACCAUCCAAAUGGCUCACUCUCUUCAGUUUUUGGCAUGGUUAUUGCCUCUGCUCUAUCACUAGUCAGAGCUACCCCACUUGUCGAUGUCCAUGCCACUCUGCUGUCCCCUGUGCUACGCUGUGCAACAGACAGCUUGUUAAUAAAAUGUAAUAAAAAUACUGUUGCUGGGGCAGUGAGGAGGGUCUGUGGUAUGGGUGCUGUAUUUGCUGAGUGAACAGCAAAGGUAAAUUAUCCUGGUUGGCUUAAAAAACUAUUGACUCUGUUGUGCUUUAGUCUGCUGGUUGUAUUGUAAGUGUGCCAAUUGCUUUUUAUUUAAGUACUCUGUUUUCUGUUUUGUCACCUGUGGCAACCAACUACAAAUGAAAACAAAAUGUAAACCAUUAAAUAUAUAUGAUGUAUAGAAAAGAAA
Messenger RNA from Acipenser ruthenus (sterlet), 17200 nucleotides. Its product is annotated as protein EFR3 homolog B. Gene Ontology annotation, biological process: protein localization to plasma membrane. The transcript has 24 exons. Gene Ontology annotation, cellular component: plasma membrane. The coding region runs from base 508 to 2961 and encodes 817 amino acids. NCBI's taxonomy places the organism in Eukaryota, Metazoa, Chordata, Actinopteri, Acipenseriformes, Acipenseridae. The record is from RefSeq and is a predicted model, not a curated record.